CAGAAUUCCAUGAACUUGCCUCCUGACAAGAUGAAACUGCUCAGCCAGUACGACAAUGAGAAGAAGUGGGAGCUGGUCUGUGACCAGGAACGGGUCCAGGUUAAGAACCCACCCUCUGCAUACAUCCAGAAACUGAAGAGCUACCUGGAGACAGGCGGAGUCAGCAGAAAGGUGACCCCUGACUGGUCGACUGCCUUGUUUAAGAGGCGCGUGCAGGAGUCCACACAGGUGCUUCGGGAGCUGGAAAUCUCCCUGCGGACCAACUACAUUGGGUGGGUCCAGGAGUUCCUGAAUGAGGAGAACAAGGGGCUGGAUGUGCUACUGGAAUAUCUCGCCUUUGCGCAGUGCUCUGUCACACUCAACCCAACGCAUAGCAGGAAAGCCCUGCGGAACUCGCGCAUUGUCAGCCAGAAGGACGACGUCCAUGUCUGCAUCAUGUGCCUGCGUGCCAUCAUGAACUACCAGUCUGGAUUCAGCCUGGUAAUGAACCAUCCAGCCUGCGUCAACGAGAUCACCUUGAGCUUGAAUAAUAAGAAUCCCAGAACCAAAGCACUUGUCCUGGAGCUGCUGGCUGCUGUAUGCCUGGUCCGAGGGGGGCAUGACAUCAUUCUUGCUGCAUUUGACAAUUUCAAGGAGGUCUGUGGGGAGAAGAAUCGCUUUGAGAAGCUGAUGGAGUAUUUCCGGAAUGAAGACAGUAAUAUUGACUUCAUGGUGGCCUGCAUGCAGUUUAUCAAUAUUGUAGUGCACUCAGUGGAGAACAUGAACUUCCGAGUCUUCCUACAGUAUGAAUUCACUCAUCUGGGCCUAGAUGAGUACCUUGAGAAGCUGCGCCACACAGAGAGCGACAGGCUACAAGUGCAAAUCCAGGCAUACCUGGACAACAUCUUCGAUGUGAGCGCCCUGCUAGAGGAAACUGAAACCAAGAACGCUGUGCUGGAGCACAUGGAGGACCUGCAGGAACAAGUGGCACAGCUCACAGAGAAGCUCCAGGACUCAGAGAAUGAGUCCAUGGCCAAGAUCGCAGAACUGGAGAAGCAGCUGAAUCAGGCACGCCGGGAACUAGAGAUGCUUCAGGACCAGCUCAGCGAGUCUGCCGGCCCAGUGAGCUCCCCCCAGCAGCCGCAGCCGCAGCCGCAGCCACAGCAGCCAACAGAAUCGUAUCGCUCAGCUUUGGAGCAGAAGCUGGAGGAGCUGGAGGAUAAAGGGUUAGUCCGGAUCCUGCGUGGGCCAGAGGGAGACGUUGCCAUCGAGAUUGUCCCUGUUGUCAUAGAAACCCCAAGCGUCCCCGUGGUUACUGUAGAAGCCUCCGUCUCUACCAGCACAGAUUUCCUGUCUCCUUCCACCCCUCUCCCACCACCGUCUCCUGCUGCAGCUCCAGCUCUUCCUCCACCACCCCCACCACUACCCCACACCAAAGAUGCUGGCCCUGCCACCCCAUCCAGCGAGCAACAGUCCCUACCUUCUCCACCACCGCCAGCCCCACCCCUCCCUGGGGUUGACACCCCUCCACCUGCCCCACCACUGCCUGGGGUGGAAAUCCCACCCCCACCUCCCCUCUCAAUGACUGAUGGCCCUGCUCCUCCUCCUCCUCCACCCCCACCCCCACCCAUGGGACAGCCACUGGGAGGAAGCCUAAUCACAGCAGCCAGCUCAGUCAAAGUCAAAAAGCCAAUACAAACCAAGUUCCGGAUGCCCAUUUUCAACUGGGUAGCUCUGAAACCCAACCAGAUUAACGGGACCGUCUUCAAUGACCUCAAUGAUGAGAAGAUCUUGGAGGAGCUGGACAUGAGUGACUUUGAGGAGCAGUUCAAGACCAAGGCACAAGGCCCCAGCCUGGACAUUGGCACCCUGAAGGCAAAAGUCACUCAGAAGGCCCCCAGCAAGGUGACGCUGAUAGAGUCCAACCGGGCCAAGAACCUGGCCAUCACACUCCGCAAAGGUGGCCUCAGCAUUGACAGCAUCUGCAAAGCCAUCCAGACGUAUGACCUGCAGACACUGAGCCUAGACUUCCUGGAACUGCUGGAGCGCUUCCUGCCCACGGAGUAUGAACUGCUGCAGAUACGCAAGUAUGAGAAGGAGCAGCGGCCACUGGAUGAGCUAUCGGAUGAGGACCAGUUCAUGAUCAAGUUCAGCAAACUCCCACGCCUGGCUGAGCGCAUGAACAUCAUGACCUUCCUGGGCAACUUCAACGACACAGCACAGCGCCUGAUGCCGCAACUCCACUCCAUCAUUGCUGGGUCCAUGUCCGUCAAGUCCUCCACGAAGCUGCGUAACAUCCUUGAGAUUGUCCUGGCCUUCGGGAACUACCUGAACAGCAGCAAACGUGGCGCUGCCUAUGGGUUCCGGCUGCAAAGCCUUGAUGCGCUGCUGGAGAUGAAGUCCACGGACCGGAGGCAGACACUGCUGCACUAUAUGGUGCGGGUGAUCAGCGACAAGUACCCAGAGCUGACAGGCUUCUACACUGAGCUGCAUUUUCUGGACAAGGCAGGCACAGUGUCCCUGGACAGCAUGUUGCAGGAUGUGCGGAGCCUGCAGCAGGGCAUGGAACUAACCCGCAAGGAGUUUAUGCGGCAGGAUGACAGCCAGGUGCUCAAGGACUUCCUCAAGGCCAACACCGAGGUGAUGGAGAAACUGCAGACUGAUGGGAAGACAGCCAAGGAGGCCUAUGAGUCAGUUGUGGAGUACUUUGGUGAAAAUCCCAAGACUACCCCCCCCACCAUGUUCUUCCCGAUGUUUAUGCGCUUCAUCAAAGCCUACAAGCAAGCAGAACAGGACAUUGAAAUGUGGAAGAAACAGGAGGCAGCUGCCAAAGAAGCAGAGUCCAACCCCCCGAGCACUGAGAAUCAGUCAGGACAAAAGUCUCCUGUCCAGAAAGCCAAGCGGCAGCAGAUGGACAUGAUUGCUGAGCUGAAGAAGAGGCAGAUGGUGAAAGAGCCCCUCAUUUAUGAGGGGAAAGAUGGUGCCAUUGAGGAUAUUAUUACAGGUCUGCGGAACAACCCGUACCGGCGCGCCGACAUCAGCAGGUGCAGUGGCAAGAAACGAUCCUCGGGGCAGACCCUCCAGGUGACUUCUGACAUCUCGCUGUGACCACUCCUGGCCUCUCCAUGGGCAGGCAUGGCAUGGCAUGGGCCCAUCAUCACUACUGCCUCUGCCCAGGAGAUGGCAGGACCCCAGGGACCAGGCUUCUCUGCAGACCUGUCAGACCGAACCAAGGACUCUUGCAGUAGGGGGGAAAUCACCACUUGCAGCUUCUUAAGCUACUUAACUGUGCAGAGUGCCAGCUGGGGCUGUCCUGCCCUGCACCCCAACCCACCCCCCCUUCGCAGGUCUGGCCCAGUUGGCUCUCCAGGUAUUAUACAGCAGCUAUGUCCAAGCUGUCUGUUCCACCGUGCUAUUGGACUACUCCCCUUCUCCAGGCUUAGGGGACAGGAAUAGAGCGCACAUGGCAGUUGCUCAGAGGUCCACGGGACAAGCAGAGAGGGCUGAGGCUCCUGAGAGCAAUAUCUACCCCUUCCAUGGUCGCUGUCCCUCUUCCCCUCACCUCACACGUGCUGGACCAUGGCCACAGGUAGAGGAGCAUUGGCGGGGGGGGGCCUACUCUUCUCUGGUGUGCUCCUGCCUCCCUGUGUGCUGGUGCCUUUGUGCAGUCAGUGUUGGGGCAAAGUCCAGGACCAGCCUGCUGCACUGCUCCUUGAACUGUGAUCUCUUCUCCCCCUGGGCUUGCCCUGCCACUUUAGGCUAGACCCUGCACCCUUCCCCCUGCAACCUUAUUCCUUCCCCCUGCCAUACGGCAAGCAGAUAAGCCUGGGCUGCCCUUGCUUAGAAGCCAUCUGGGAAGGGGAAGGUGGCAAAAGGGGAGGGACCCACCAGAUAAUACUAGGCUGAGGUGAAGGGUUGGAGCCUAUUGCAAGGCUUUUACCACCAAAUGCUGCACCAGCUCCCUUAGCUGGUAUAUGCAGGCAGCUGGAUACGUCUUCCUUUAAAUUUUCUUUAUGCUGCGAUAAGGAGGCAAGCACUGGAGUGACAAGGGAGGCUCCUGCUGUUUGUGCAGCAUCUCAGGAUGCAGAUGCAGCUGCAUUCUGCACUUGGGCAUUGAGUCCAAGGUGAGCAGCACUUGUCUGAUCCCCAACAGGCUCAGAUGCUAUGACAAUCAAUGGAGUUAAGGAUUUGCAAUCCCCUGUGUCCCCACAAGGUGUCACACUUACCUUAAGCCAUCUGCAUCCCCAUGGCUGGGAUGGCACCUCAGCUCAAAAGCAGCUCAGUGGCGUGGCCUGUUUACGGGGCAUCCAGGGACAGACCAGUACCAAGGAAGCCAGGUGCAGAAGGCUUGCAUCAGACUGUGCAGUAAAGCUAUAAGCACCCAAGGAUGCCUGGGUGGCCUCACUCAGGUAGCUGCGGUAGUACAUCUGUGCAGUACUCACUGCAGCUCAGGCAUGUGCAUAUAGACCCUGCAGCACACACAAUAGUAUCAAAGCCUUAGAAAGGCACAUCUGGUGCUGGUGCAUACAGCUGGAUUAUGUCCCCAGCUAGCAGGGCCAAUGCACUGCAGCCACCCUGCUACAUCUGAAUCCUAAUCACUUACUAUUGCAAUUAAACAGCUGAUGCUUGCUAGGAGUAGGAGCCAUUUCCAUGAUGCAUUUACCACUUCAAUACACACACCCCCCGCCCUGCCCAGCCUGAUCCAGGGCUUGUGGCUGCCAUGUAUUCUUGUGCUAGACCAGGCUUUUAGAGUGGAGCAAGCCUUAUUUGUAAGCCAGAGCUAUGCUUGCUUCCUGCUGUAAUUAAGAAGCAAGACUGCCACCUGCUUGGCAUCACUCUCACAAGCUCAUCACAAAAAGGGGAUGGGAGGGUGGGGGGAAUGAAUGUGUAACUUAUAAAGAUGCCUUUAAGAAAGUGUUGUAAGAAACAUUAACUGCUAAUUUGUAUACAUUAUUUUUAUAUUCUGUCUGUGAGGCUGUUAAAUCCAAAGCAGAGCCAGUAAUAAACCCACUCAAAGGAUAUA
Gavialis gangeticus (Gharial) is the source of this 5002-nucleotide messenger RNA. It is a transcript of the gene FMNL1, whose product is annotated as formin like 1. Gene Ontology annotation, cellular component: cytosol. The transcript has 24 exons. Gene Ontology annotation, molecular function: small GTPase binding; actin filament binding. The record is from RefSeq and is a predicted model, not a curated record. Lineage: Eukaryota; Metazoa; Chordata; Crocodylia; Gavialidae. The coding region runs from base 10 to 3087 and encodes 1025 amino acids. Gene Ontology annotation, biological process: cell migration; cortical actin cytoskeleton organization; regulation of cell shape.